UUACCGGUUUCCUCUCUUCCUCCUUCUCUUGGUAGCGAGAUCAACGCCCUUGAUACCGGUUAUUUUAAAAUAAACUUGUUAUUUUUAAACGAGUCAUCAGUUACCGCAAAAUAACCAGUUUCUUAACAGUCAGUUUUGUAUAUUACUGAUAUCAAACUCUUUAUACUAGCUGUUGAGGUAAUUAUAAACAUUUCGCAAAAUUAUAAGAAACACAAAUGUCUAAACAGGUAUUUUCUCCAGGCCAUUCUUUCUUCUUUUUUUUUCGGCACCUAACCUUUCGGGAAUUGUUCAUUAUAAAGACGCUUCCAUAUCAUUCAAGUUGCCCCUCUUUCAGGAAGUUAUACCCUAAUCGAACUCACGAAUCCCGUGAUUUCUUAAACAGGUCAUCUUGCUAUUUAUUAGCUAUUAUUCUGCAUAGUAAUCAGUCCUUUGAUCCUACUCACAUGCUUGUCGAGGGUAGUACAACUUUGCCAACUUGGGAGGCCGAAGUGCCCAGAAAGGAGUUUCAUGGCGUAAGUUGAGCCAUCAAAAUUUUUGAGGGAGGUACAUUUUGACUGGGUUUUGAAUUUUCGAGAGGGGCACAUUUCGACGGGGCUAUGAAUUUUCGGAGGAAAAAUCUUCCAACCACAAAGUUAGGAGAAAAACAUGGGACAGGCAACAGCAAGAGUAAUUGUUUAUGAUCUACGAUAUUUCUAAUUUCCAUUUUUGCUCGCACUGUUUUUAAGAAGAGUAGAAUAAUAUAAUUUUUGGAGAGGAGGGAAUGGUUCCUGCGCCAUCGACCUUGGGCAGGGGAGCACAUCUGUUGGAAGAAAUGUAAAACAACAAGAUGAUAGGAGUCACUGGCGGAUCUAGAAGGCAGGAAGAGGUCUUUUUGGCUGAACCAUCCCAAAAUGGAAAUUGGAAAUUAAGUGGUUCAUUUCCAUAUGAGUGAUCUUGGAUAAAUACGUAAAUGAUCACCAUAUAAUAUUAGUUUAAAAUUGUAAUGCAUAAAAAAACCUGUACCACUUCAAGCCAUGAAGGGUCUUGAGUUUAGUACUUUGUAAGGACUUCUGUUUGAAGACCAACGGUUGUACAGGAAGGGUGAUCGGGACGGGAUAAAGCUCAACCACCCUAUUUACCCCCUUAAUUAAUUAUUUAAUUAAGAUUAUCCACUUUAUAGAGGCUGAGUGCGCCACAGGAGGGUCUAACGACUCCAGAGUCGAUCUGCGACUGAUGAUAAAUUACUUGUCAUCAACCUGCUUUGAACCCAAAGACCAUGAAUCUUAGAAGUCAUUACCCACUCACUUUAUAAUGCAUAUGCAGCUGCUAAAUGUAAGCACAUGUUAUGAAAAAAUAUAAGAAAUUGAUCUCUAAAAGAAUUAUAAUUCCAGUAAUAUCUUUUUUUAUAUUUUAUUUAUUUAUUUUUUGCCCUUAAUGACCAAUUAAAUAAUUUUAAUAGUUAUUUUUUUCUUUUUCUUCAAAAGUAUUGCCAUUAUUAAAGAAUAAAAAAUUAAAUUCUGGAUCUGCUACCGAUUUGGGUAUGUUAACAUUAAUUGUCAAUAUUUGAAAAACUAAAAAGGUUGAAAUAAGCAAAAAAAAAAAAAAAUGGAGAUUUUUUAGAAUUAAAUAUUAAAAAAAAAGAAAUCCACUGUAGAAAUCAGAAAAUCCUGUCUAUUCUAAGGAAACGUACUUCCACAUCUACUUAAACAUCUUGGUUGAUAAGGAAAUUGACUAGAACGAAUAAUUAAGCUUGGAACAGUAUCGGUUUGCUUUCAUCACACAUUGCAGCUCCUGGCACGUAGAUUUGCAUCAAUGUGUAUCAACAUCCAAAACAAUUUUAGUUUUGUUUUAGUGGUGGAAGACACCUUACUGCUUAAAGUUUAAAUAUUUGUGGAUAUCAAUAAACCUAAUCUCGGAAAAUAUUGUGUGUGUACUAUUCUAAAAUCUGUCUGGGCUUAAAAGCAAAACUUAGGGUUUCAGAAAAAAAAAAAAAAAAAAAAAAAAAAAAAAUGUGUCUCCUUUAUUAAUCUUUCUAUACAGAAAAAUAAAUAAUAAUCAUGAAAUCUUGGCCAUAAAAAAGGGCUUAAAUAAAACAAGUUUACUAUUAAUGAAUAAAUGAUCCAGAAUAUUAUAAAUUUGAUGCAAAAAUAAACAGAUAAAGUUUUAAAAAUAUUAUAAAGACUGUCAAUGGUAAAAAAAUCCUCAGUAAACAUUCAUUCUUUUUAUUCUGCUCCUGUUUAGAUAUUAUUUAUCAAAUUCCAAUAUAAUCUGUCUGUUGGUAUUAAUUUUUUCUUUGUUUUAAUUUUCUUUAUUCAUUAAUUCUUCUUUUUCUAGUAUUAAUGUGACUGGAGCUGUUUAAAAGAAAUAUGGGAGUACUUUUGAAAUUAUCAUGCUGCUUUUUGGCAGUAGCACUGUAUAAUGCAGAUUUCGUACAUGCAAAGAAAACUACGGUGCUCUGUUACAUAGCGGCAUGGGCCUCUACCAGAGUGCACCAAGGAAGGUUUACUGUAAGAGAUGCAGAUACACAACACUGCACUCACGUUGUAUAUGCAUUUAUGGCAAUAAAUGAAACCACCAGUGAAAUACAAAGCGUCGAUAAAUAUAUAGACCUUGAUAUGGGAGGAAAAGGAAGAGGUCAGCUAAAAGAACUGAGAGUUCUGAAGACCUUUAAUCCAAGCAUAAAAGUUCUUGCCAGUGUUGGAGGAUAUUCUGAGGGUUCAAUCAAGUUUUCCGAAAUGGCAAGAAGUUCUUCAAAGAAGACAACUUUCAUCAACAGUCUUAUAAGAUUCAUAAGGGAAUGGGGAUUGGACGGCAUCGACAUCUGUUGGCAGUUCCCUGGUCAGAGAGGAGGAAGAUCAAGUGACAGGCAAAAUUUUAUAAGCCUUUUAAGGGAUAUAAAAAGAUUAUUUCAGCCCGAAGGUUGGUUACUCACUGUCCAUAUCAUCGCAAAACGUUCUGUAAUAAAUCUAGGCUACGAUGUGAGAUCUAUCUCAGAGAUAGUUGAUUACAUCAACUUAGCUGCUGUGGAGUAUCAUGGGCCAUGGGACAGAACUACAGGAAUCAUGGCUCCUUUGACAUCAGAAAAUGAAAAUAAUGUUAACUUUAUGGUUAAUUAUACCAUAGCUAAAGGAGCAGACCGCAGCAAAAUAUUAUUAGGUCUUCCGACCUACGGCCAUGCUUAUGUGGUUGAGGAUACAAUUAAAAGAGGUCAAUAUCUUAAUUUAGUCUCUGAUCAGACAUUUUUGUCACAGUUUACAAACGAACAUGGAAUAAUAGCAUACAAUGAGAUUUGCUAUGAAAUGAAAACAGGCGAUGGUUGGAAUGAAGAAUGGAAUCAAGAUUCAAGCACACCAGUUGCUUACAAUGAUAACAGAUUCGUCAGUUAUGACAACAAGAGAAGUUUACUUGAAAAGGCGAGAUUAGUCAACACAUAUCAACUCGGAGGGAUCAUGCUGUGGUCACUAGAUAUGGACGAUUUCCUUGGCCAAUGCCACGAUAAACCGUACCCUUUGCUUUCUGCUGUCACUGAUUAUCUCGACCAUGAGGAUGGAUCAUCUUCUAAUACAGAUAACAGGAACAAAGAUAAACCACCAAAAAAGAAAGUUGUAAUAAAUCAAGAAUAUGGUAAAAAAUGA
Molecule: messenger RNA, 3614 nt
Organism: Nezara viridula (southern green stink bug)
Lineage: Eukaryota; Metazoa; Arthropoda; Insecta; Hemiptera; Pentatomidae
Source: the annotation of a GenBank genome assembly